Molecule: messenger RNA, 4084 nt
Organism: Acanthaster planci (crown-of-thorns starfish)
Lineage: Eukaryota; Metazoa; Echinodermata; Asteroidea; Valvatida; Acanthasteridae
Biological process (GO): regulation of GTPase activity
Molecular function (GO): GTPase activator activity; small GTPase binding
Source: RefSeq, a predicted model, not a curated record
GCGUAGAAUUGAAAGCUAGCUACACUGAAUGAAUUGAAGCGGUUUGGACCAAGUCGGAAAUUUGCCGUUUGUAGGUAUUGUUCAAGAAGAGAUUCCGUGCCAGUUCGUCAUGAAGGUUGCACUUGACCUACCGGAAGGCGUGGAGCGAUUUGACCAACACGGCUUUGCUGUCUUCAAAGACACCACCUUGUUCGAAUCGGAGAGGCACCACCCGACUGAAAUAGACGACUGUAGUCCAGCCCACGUGGAAGCAUGGCAGGCCAUGCUGGCAGACUGGUCUCGGACUCAGACACACGGCAGCAGUAAGCUCAGGUCGUUACUCAAGAAGGGGGUACCACCGUCGCUACGGCAACAACUCUGGCGGAACCUGUUGGGGUGCGAACACACCAGACAGUCCUCAAAGUUCAGCUACAAGGCAAGCGUCAGGUUGAUACGUCGAGAGCUGGUGGAUAUCGGCAUCAGCGAGUAUUGCCUCAAGCACAGUCAGCCGGAAUGGUCGGGCACCGCUGAAUCCGGAGCCAACUUUCCCGUCCCACUAUUAGUCAUUCGACAGAUCACGGUGGACGUGGACCGCACUUUCCCUGCACACCGCCAGUUCAUGGAGGGGUCGCAGGAGGCGAAAGAGGGCCGGGCAUCGCUGUUCCGCGUGCUGGCCGUCUAUGCCCUGUACAACCCUCAGGUUGGCUACUGCCAAGGAAUGUCGUACAUCGCCGGCAUGUUUCUGAUGCAGAUGUCGGACGAAGAGGAGGCUUUCUGGGCUAUGGUGGCGCUCUUUGAGAAACCCAAGUACCUGGCGGGAUACUUUGACCAAUCAAUGCUCAGGAUUCAACAGCACGCAACCGUCUUCAAGCAGCUGAUCACCCACCGACUACCAAAACUCGCCAACCAUCUGGCGUCAAUUGAUCUCCACCUCUUGACCUUCGUCACCCCGUGGUUCAUGUGUCUGUACACCUCCUUCCCGUGCUGGGACACCGUACUGGCCAUCUGGGACCUCCUCCUGCUGGAUGGUAUCAGCACCAUUUUCCGCGUGGCGUUGGCCGUUCUGCGUCUGAGCCAAGACGAGUUGCUCCCGACCACCGACUUGUCACGCAUCCUACCCCGACUUCUACAUCCCCCGCCAGACCUAGUAAGUGCCAAGAACCUCUUGCCAGUGAUCUGGAGGACCACCGUGGAAAAGUGGGAAAUCGACUCACUGCAGGCAAUAGUGGCAGAGGAGUCCGAAGCCAGACCGGGCCGGAAAAGGAGACGCCGUAUUGAUUCGGACGCCAGCGGUGCCGAGAUGGUGGAGAAGCGCCCUCGCAACGGCGAAACCGAAGAGGAAAAUGAGAUGUCGGUUUUUCGGAGAGUCCUUGGCCUGUUUAGAUCGUCCAAUCAGAAAGCACAGCGAGGGGUCUCUACGCGCGCCCAGGCGGCGCGGAUGAGAUCUGCCAGCCGUGCCAAUCAGAGGCGCCGGCCGCCAGGCGUGGCCAAGUCCAGCACGGCACCCUGCCCCUCCCAGAUUGCCGCCCAACCGAAAUCCAAUGCAAGUUCCUCCAGAGAAGGACAGGCACCAGACUCAAGUCUAGUACCUGCCUCCCGCAAGGGCACUGCCGCAUCAAAUGCCAGCAAGGCUCCGUCAACCAAGAGCAAGGAGCCAGACUCGAUUCGUAAGACCGUCACCGCGGCCUCCGUCAAGUGGAGCAAGUUCUUUGAGCCGGCAGCAACCUCUUGCACGUCCCCUUGGAAGGAAGGACUCAAAGCCUUGACCUUCUCUCUCCCCGUUCAGCAAGGUGUGAUGAUAUUCGGAGGAGACAUCAACCAGGCUAGCGCUGCCAUCGCAGGGGAGUCGUCCAAUCCUGUUGAAAACUGCCAGCACAGCACGGCCUUUGGGGACGUCAACAACAACUCCCAAACAGCUGGAGAGACAACGGCAAGGCAACAGACAGAAGUUGAAGACGACCGAAUUUCGCCGUGUGUCAUUGCUACAGAGGACGGCUGCUUGGAUGGCAUCCUGAAACUCGCCCCUCCAAAAUUGCAAUCAGUCAAGCGGGACUCUGCAAAAGGUGUCCGUUUCAGCCCCCGAAGGUCCGCCGACAGGUGCACACUCCAAAAACUGGACAACAUCAAACCGCUCAACACGCCCAGCAGACGUAGAAUAGUCAGCAGAUCGGCCAAGGUGCAGCAUUCCUUCAAGACUUUCCACACCCCAACACCUCUCAGGAGGUCCCAGGUGUCUCGGUUGAAUUCCAGUCCGCAGUUUUCCAGCCCCGAGGUGGAGCUUCAGCCGAUGAGACUCAGAGCUCAACCGAGAAAAGGUACUCACAAGUAGCGGACGGUGAGAAUGACACCAUGAAGCAGUUUCGUUUUGGAGUACAUUUCCUUGAUUGUGAAUAAGAGUACAUUGAAUUUUUUCACGCGAGUAUGAGUACAUUUUCCCGAGUCCGAGUACCCAAAAAAAAUGUACUCAAGUGGAACACUUCCCUAAUGGCCAAGUGAAAAAACCUCAGAACACAUCUCAAGUCUGAAGAAUUUUGAAAACGGCGCUGCCAUUGAUUCCACGUCUGGGACGCAACAGUAAGUUGAAAUUCUUCAAAAAGCCCCUUUACAUAGAGUGGCCACAACUCAAGUGUUGUACGGCUUUUAGAAGUAACCUCACUGAAGUUGGGAAAAAUCAGGCAGAGAAGACUAGUCAGUGAAUUUGAAUACGAUGCAAGCAAUAUACUUUUAAAGACGCAUCAAUACUCAACGGGUAGUUGAAUUUAUGACAGCGCACCUGCUCAUCAAAACGAUUGCAGAGAUGGCGUAAUAACAGGCGGGAAUUACAAAUGUUCAUUAUUUGAAUCUUUUUCAGCGGGGUGUAUUUGAAUUUUUAGUCGCUGAUUAAUGUCAAGCAACCACAUUGAAAUAAAAAUGUGACCUGUCACCACAAAAUGAGCGGAAAGUCAGAAUUUUCAAAAUGAGAUAUUGGCAAAUUUAUUUUUUAAUUCACUAGAAAGAGAGCUUUUCAACGGCAUGUACAUGGAACACUUAGGGUAGAAGUGUAUGUUGACAAUGUGGCAUUCUUCUGGCAGCUUUGCGUCUUUGUUCCCGACAUUGUUUCAACAUUUCAGACCAGGCAUGCAUACUAUACUAUUGUUGUCAUUGCAGAGAAAAAUGACAUUUUUAAAUAUGUGAUUCUACGAAAUAUUUGGAAAUAAAUAGGAGAUGGGUCACCCUUUCCAAAUACAUUGUAUUACAAACCCCCCAAAUUAACCUCCACUUCAAUAUGACUUUGAACCCUCAAAAUAGGAAAGAGCAGGAUGGGAAUUUACUCUCAUUUUGUCGUGACGGGUCACAAAUAAUGGGCAAUUUUGUAAACAGAGAAAAAAAGAACCUUCAUGUGACUAACAACUUUGUGUUCUUUCAGUAGCCUUAAUUUCUACGGCAAAGGUACAUUAAGGUAAAUCUAUUUGUGCAAUGUAACUUAGAUUUGUCAUUACAUUUUCCAAGAGGAUAGAAUAAGUUGUCGAAAGGCAAGUUUGGGAAUCGCUUGUCUAUGAAAUGAAGUAUCUUUGUCCCUCCAAACCAUGUCUGUUAAAAUUUUUCAUGAUUGUCACUGUUGAAAUAAUGAAAGCAGCCAUAUAUCGUAAUUUCUCCAUCUUAAAUUUCUUGUAAAUGAAAUUAACUGAAAAAAAUUCUUUUUUUUCCCCCUGAUAAGUUUUGGGAUAUUCUCUGUCUUUAUAGUCAAACCUGUGAAUUUCAUUGCUUGUAUUAGAAGUAUUUUGCAAGAUGAAGAUACCAGAAAAUGAAGGCUAAACCAUUAUUCGAUUUUUAAAACGAAUUCUUCAAUAUUAACCAGCAUCAUUUUAUGAAUAUCCAGCAACCAUUCAGCCUGCAUUUGUUAUGAAUCAUUUUCAGUUUGAAAAAUUAAUUUUGUUCGGGCAUAAUUGUCCAAUUUGGGAAGAAAUGAUGGGGCUUGGAAAGCAACCUUCGAUAUGUCACAACAAAAUCUGAAACCUUUCAUAAUCGGUGUUAAAUGCAUGUUUGAUUUGAGAAGGAAAAAAUCAGGUUGCUUAGAAUUCAAGUAAAAAGAUUAAUUUUGGAACACCGAAAAGUGAAAAACUGA